Xyrauchen texanus (razorback sucker) is the source of this 4445-nucleotide messenger RNA. Its product is annotated as MAM domain-containing protein 2-like. NCBI's taxonomy places the organism in Eukaryota, Metazoa, Chordata, Actinopteri, Cypriniformes, Catostomidae. The record is from RefSeq and is a predicted model, not a curated record. Gene Ontology annotation, biological process: nervous system development. Gene Ontology annotation, cellular component: membrane.
GUAGAAGUAUGGAGAGUUCAAGUCAAUGCAACAGCAACAGCAACGGUACGCAGUAAAAUCACGCUGUAGUACGCAAUAUGCGUUAGUGGACAUUAACUCUUCCACUCAGCAUCACUCUGCAAGUUUUGCCAUGAGUUUGCUUUACCUAUCAACCCUCCUGGCUGCCGCACUUGUAGUGAGAGCUCAGACACAGCUCUUGCGCGGCUCCUGCAGUUUCGACCUGGACAGCUGCGGCUACACGUCUGAUCCCGCUUACGCUGCCUGGACCAUUAACGAAGAAGGUCGCUUCAUCACAGCAGACAACAUGUCUGUUGGUGAAAAAGAAAAGUAUGUUCUGGUCAGCCCAGAGUUGGAGCUCCGUGACUGGAGCUGUGUGCGGUUAGUCUAUCAAAUCACUGGCUCAGGAUCUCUUCAACUUCACUUACGACCUGAGGGUGAGAACUUUGACUACACUUUAUGGACAGCGGAGAAACCCUCAGACAGUUGGCUCAUUGCCAGUGUGGACCUCCGCAAUAUGUCUGGGGCUUACCAGCUACUAUUUGAGGGUAAACACAGGAGAGGAAAAGGAAAUAGCAUUGCUGUUUUUGAAAUAAGCAUCAUCCCUGGGUACUGUAUAGAAUGCAACUUUGAAGAGCACCAUUUGUGUGGCUAUAGUAAUCAAUGGAAUCCCAAUGUGAACUGGUAUGUGGGAGGUAGCUUGGCCCGGGACCCUCAGUCAAAACUUCCAAAUGACCACACCAUGAACAAUGAAAGAGGUCAUUACAUGUAUGUGGACUCAGUUUAUGCGAAAAGGUUCCAGGAGGUGGCCAAGUUGGUGUCGCCAAUGACUACCACUCCAAUGGCAGGAUGCUUGUCAUUUUACUAUCAAAGGGACCAAGCCAUUGGGAAUUUCUUCUCCAUCUUCACUAAGGAUCAGCUGGGCCACUAUGAAGAAAUAUGGAGGCCUGAUGUGUAUGCAACAUCAAGUUGGAAGUUAGUGCAAGUGGAUAUUAAGGCACCAAAUUCUUUAGAGGUGGUGUUUGAGGUGGCAUUUAACAGUGCUAGUAGUGGCUAUGUUGCUCUGGAUGACAUCUCUUUUUCCUCAGAGUUCUGCCACACAGAGACAGUUUCAUCUUUUGACCCUUCUGUUGCAAACUGUGACUUUGAAGAAGGACUGUGUCAGUACUAUCAGGAACAGAUUGGUGGUGCAGUGUGGAACAGGGUCUCUGUGAAACCAAACGCUUACCGCAAUGGGGAUCACACCACAGGCACUGGGUCUUUUCUUCUGGCCAAUACUCGUUUUACCUCUCGUCCAGGGUAUGUGAGUCGCCUUUUUGGACCCUUCCUACCAGGGAACCACAAAUACUGCCUUAGAUUCUACUAUGCCCUACAUGGCUUCAUGAAAAUAGAUAAUGCUCUGGCACUGUACGUAUAUGAUGAAAACAAUAUCGCUCAAGAAAAAAUCUGGACAGUGUUUGAGAGGUCUAAAGAUGUUUGGACAGAGGUGGAAGUCACCUACCAGAAGCCAAUGUCUACUAAAAUAGCAUUUGUCAGCAUCUGCAGAAACUUCUGGGAUUGUGGACUUGUAUCUCUUGAUGACAUCUCAGUGGCCCUUGGAGACUGUCAGGUCACUACAGGACCAUUGAAUCCACCUCCUGGACAUUGUAACUUUGAAACUGGUGACUGUGGCUACACCCAGAAAAAGAAAAUUAAGAAGGGACAUUGGUUAAGGAUUAGGGGACAGACACCCACCUCCUACACAGGGCAAGGGGACCACACCUUAGGGGUAGGUUACUUCAUGUACAUUGAGGCAUCUGACAUGUUACCUGGUCAGUCUGCCCGGCUGAUGUCCACUGAGCUCAGGGGUUCUACCGGACCACAAUGUCUGAUCUUCUUUUACCACAUGUAUGGCUCGGGCACAGGGACCCUGAGCAUUCUUCUGCAUAAGGGGGACAGAGAGAGGUUGCUUUGGAUGAGACAAGGGGAACAAAGUGUGUCCUGGAUGAAGGCCACAGUGGAUUAUGAGUGUUACACAAGGCAUUGGAUUAUAUUUGAAGCCAUCAGAGGAUCUUCAAUAAGGAGUGACAUUGCUAUUGAUGAUAUUGUGUUUAAAAAGGGACCUUGCAAAGAUCCUGCAGACAGCAUCCCAUACUCAGGCUUCUCUGAGAAUUUUAAUGAGAUUGAGUACUAAGCAAGGCCUUGGAAUGCUGAUGUGUGUUUGUUUUUAUUUGUGAUUCACUGGGAACAGGCAUUGAGACAUCUUGGGAACCAUUUUAGUUUUGUGUACUUUGUUUAUAGAAUAUCAGAAAUUACUUAACAUUUUUGUAAUGUGUUGACAUUGCUUAGCAGCAUGCUGCUGGGUAGCAUACAUAUGUUGUUGUUAAAACUUUUUGCUGAUGUGAACGUUUUGUUUCUUUUUACACUGAUCAGUUUCCAGUUGUAUACAUUCUCACUUACAGUGUUACAUUUACUAAAAACAUUUGUUUUUAAUUGAAAAGGCUUUGUCAGGUUUAGUAAUAAACCAUAUCCACAAUAUUCCCAUGUCCCAUGACACUUUGCAGGUGAUGUGGGCGAAACUUACGGUUAAGCAUACACAAUCGUAAUGUUAUGUACAAACGCAGCAUUAAAAAUGACAGAAACUUGAGAACAAAUGAUCACAGAAAUAUAGCGAGGCGAUAUUGUUCUUCCCCACCUACUGUUAAUGAAUAUGAAUUUCAGGAUGAUGGCCAAAUAUCGCAAAUAGAAGCAUUUUAGUUAUUUUGUAGAGUCUUUAUCCAUUGAUAGAAGAAACUGAGCAGACUAACCUGAAAAGCUAUGUAGCCUAUUAGCGCCUUCACAGCUGUAAAGUUGGACAUGAUUUGAGAACUGUAGAUAAUUAUGUUUAUUUUAAAGCAUACAUUGAGUCUAGUCAGAACCUGAAGAGUUUGUUGUACUGAGAUUAUGUAAUUACUGCAGAUACAGGGGAGGUCCAGACAGCAGGAUGCUUGUGUAUUACAGGACUCAGGUGAUGAUACUGUCAUGCUGCCAUUUUCUGGAUAAAAUACAAUAAUUUUGCAGGAGAUUAAUGUGUAGUAAAAUCAAUCUAGCUUUAUAAUUGUUAGUAUAUAAUCUCCAUAGCUAAAUGCUAUAACCAGGGGCGUUGCAGACAUUUAAAAAAAGGUGGGGACACAGCUGUGAGUAGGUGGCUCACACAGACCCAACACUUACAGUUCAGUAUUAAUAUUUUACAGUAUAUAUUCAUAUGGAAGUAUAAGUAUUAUAUUAAUAUAUACGUAUUAUUUACUUAAAAUUUUUGUUGUAUUUUAAAGAUUCAAGUAUUGCAAAAUAAUUGCAAAAUUUAGCUAAAUUAGCUGCAAAAAUAAAAGGCAUCUUGUGGAGCACUUGCUUCGGUUUCACACAUGACAAUAAAAUAAUGAGCAUAAACUGGUCCUGAAUAAAUUAUUUAAUCAAUUACAAUAAUGAAAAACUAUUUUUAUUUUUUACUCUGUGCUUUUGCAUUGUGGGUUUUAAAUGCAUACAAGUGGCUUGAGUGUUCUGACUAUGUUCACCAAAAUUUGUUCAGAUACACUUAAUGAUUCAGUGACCAUUUCUGGUGAUGCCAGAAGGGGGUUACAAAUAAGUGUCUUGUGUGAAAUUAGUUAAUCACUUAAUUAACGAUUUUUUUUAAUCCUUAACUAUUUGUAUGUCUGCUGACCUACAAAGAGACUUUGUAGAGGUUUUAAGCAUUAUAAGAACAAAAAGCAAAUAUAUCUUUUCCCUAAAGUUUUUGAGUUGCUGAGCAUGACUUUUAUCAAAAGAAAACAAUAAUAGUCUUAUAAUAAUUAUGUUUCAAUAACAUCCAUAAGUUUUCAUGUAUAAAAGUGUUCUAAGACAAAGCAGAUCUAUCUUUUUACCUACAGUUUGUCAACUGCACACCAACAUAGAGUAAAAAAACAAAACAGGAGAUAUUAAAAAUAGCUAUAUAUAUAUUUAACACAGAUCUAGUAAUCUGCUUAAAUUGGCAAAAACAACCAAUCAAACUUUUACCUCACAAACAUAUUGAAGGCUCAAGCGCUGACAUAAACUCCACUUACAAUGUAUGCUUAAAAGUAGGAUUGUCCUUUGUUUUCUGCGGUGCAUUUCACGUAAUGCUGCCAUUCAAGAACGAUAUGCCAAUAAAUAACUCUCAUUUGAUUGUUCCUCAUCUAAUUAAUUUAACAUCAAUGCCAAUAAAAAACAUGGAUAAAUUAGCAUUGUGGAAACUUUGUAAAAAUGAAUGGAACCGAGUUGAUUAAACUGUCUGACUCAUGGCCUAUAACGCAAGGGUUGUUUCGGCUCAUGAAACUUACCUGUGAUUGGAUGAAUGGUCUCUCAAUCAUCCCAAAGUAACCAAACACAAAUAAUACUGUAUAAAAAUACACCAUUUAUACUCUGUGUGUGUUUAGCUUGAAAAAGUGCGGGGGACAAAAAUCACCUUCUUAAAGUGU